AUGGACAUCAUAACUGCGAACUCCUUCCCGGCUGGAGAUGAAAGCGAAGGUAGCAACGACGAUUGGGAUAUCUGUUUUUCUUUGGAUAACAAGUCCCCUCAAAUUAAGGAUCAGGAUGCUGUUGUGCCACAUGCACAAGAUAAUGUGUCGCUGUUGAAACAAGCCAUCAGUAAAGGAGACAUUGGGGCUGUCAAACAGCUGUUGGACGAUGGCAUGGACGUGGAGACCAGGCUCGGCUUUGAUUGGACGCCUCUCAUGUGUGCGGUCAGUGUGGUUAACUACGAGCUCACAGAACUGCUCCUGGACAGAGGGGCCAGCGCCAACUUCAGCAAAGGUCAGACCAAUACGGAGAGGGGAAGUGACUCCCCUAGCGCUAACCGUAGCUACAUCAGCUACCAGCAUCAGUAUUCAGGCAACCUCUCACUCCCCAGCUCGGGUCCUGCAGUCCAGGAGAGUUCAGGCUAA
Notothenia coriiceps (black rockcod) is the source of this 465-nucleotide messenger RNA. RefSeq names its product ankyrin repeat, SAM and basic leucine zipper domain-containing protein 1-like. The record is from RefSeq and is a predicted model, not a curated record. Gene Ontology annotation, molecular function: protein binding. Lineage: Eukaryota; Metazoa; Chordata; Actinopteri; Perciformes; Nototheniidae. Gene Ontology annotation, cellular component: pi-body. The transcript is spliced from 4 exons. Bases 1 to 465 code for a protein of 154 amino acids.